Molecule: messenger RNA, 1955 nt
Organism: Acanthochromis polyacanthus (spiny chromis)
Lineage: Eukaryota; Metazoa; Chordata; Actinopteri; Pomacentridae
Product: interleukin-12 subunit alpha
Exons: 6
Coding region: 1007-1621 (204 amino acids)
Source: RefSeq, a predicted model, not a curated record
CUUGGAAACCAAACAACCGAGCUCUGUCUUAUUAACAUAUUAAUUUUUUUGUGUCGUAAAAGGCACAUUUGAGUUUCUCUGCUCAUUCACACAUUCAGGCUCUCAUUGACACUUACGUAACUUCAGUUUUGUCGAGGACUGCCACUAGCGAGGGGGAAACGACUCUGAGCGUGGGGAAAAAAUAACAGGUAUCAGAUUUCAGAACUGGUAGUGGAACCAAAGGGGGGGAAAAAUCAGAUAAUUCUGAUUAAAAUGUACAUUUUAAACAUACUUCUAUGAAUUAGUAAAAUCAAUAAAUAAUAUCCAAUGGUGCCUCUGAAGUUUUAAAUAAUUUCCCUUUGAAGGUUACACAAUAAAUGAGAUUAUAUAACACAAUAAAAAUACAUCCGAGGAAAGAGAAAACAUAACUAGAAACCAAAAUCCUGCACAAACCUGGGAAACAAUCUAGAUGAAUUAAAUAGGAAACAUUUCAAUUGUUUUUUUCCUUGGUGUAUAAUACAAGAUUUAAAGAUUUUUUUUAAAUCCUUACAGAUAAAUAAAACUGAACCUGUUUGUCUUUAUCAGUGUUGCACAGAAUCAGAGUUAUAACCUAACCUAAAAGCUUUCAUUUUUGCCUCUUUGGAAAUAUCAACAAUGAACAGUUAUUGAUGUGACGCUCCACAGUAACCUCAGGAUCAACAUGUAGGUCUUUACCUUUACCAUGCCUGUGUUAAUUCCAGUUUCACCAAAGCAUUCUGUGAUAUCGCGGGGAAGAAAAGGAAAUUACUCAACCUUGAGUGUGCACUUUCAGUUUACAGUUAGUUAUCAACGCAUUGCUGCAUUGUGAGGGAAAUCCCUGCAUCAGUUUGGGUAUAAAACACUUAAGGAUGUCUGAGUUCAGACAGAAGAAUCUGAAUCAGCCGUGAUAUCCAAGAUGCCACUGGUCAAGCUCUGUAAGUAUAAUGUAACAUAUUGACUGACUUAUGUGAUGAUUCUGUGAAGCUAUUUGGUAGAGGAAACUGAAGCUAUGUGUUUUCUUUCUUCUUUUUUUUUGUCAGACUCUACUCCUGCACUGCUGCUCCUGGUGCUCACCUGCUCUGUAUGGCAGCUCAGCCAGUCUCUGCCAGUGAAGGGCAAAGAACCGAUAACGGACUCUUGUGUUUUACACGCACAAACGCUUCUACGGAGCAUCACUGAAGUGCUACGCAACAGUACUGACGCACAGAGAAACCUGUUCAGUGGAAUCGACUGUAUGGCACAGAACAUGGUGCUGAACAUGGAGACCAACACACCAUCUGUGUGUUCUCCAGAGGGAUCAACAUGCUCUGGAAUCACUAAACUUGAAUUUGAUCAGGAUUCAUGCAUGACAGACAUGAAGAAGGACCUGAACCACUACUACAAAUUCCUUGCAGCUCAUUCAGACAGUUUGCUCGGUCAGACUGUUCUGCCCAGCCUCAGAGAACUCAUGGAGAACUGCUUCCAGUUACCUCUGCCGGGAGACAUAAAGGAGGCUGCCGCAGACCGUGCAAGCACCUACGACGAGAGACUGAAUCUGUGCAAGGUGCUGAAGGGCUUCCAAGUCCGAACCAUCACCAUCAACCGAGUCAUUGGAUACAUGAAGUCUGACGAACACACUAAAUGAAUCAACACUGAGCUCAAGCGCAACGAUUUUCAAUAAUCUUCUGAAAGCUCUACAGAACCACUUUACAUACAAAUGACAAAAACUACAGUGACACUUCAUGCUACGUUCAAAAAAUCUACUUUUGACAAAAAAAAAAAACACUUCAAUCUGCUUUUUAAUUAUUUAAGAGUGCAUAUUUAUUAUCUUUAUGUCUCUGUUUAAAUUAAUAUUUAACAUCCAGUGGAUGUGUAAAAAUACAUUUUUUAGAAGGGUAUUCAAAUAUGCCAUUUAUUUAUUUGUUCUGUUCUGGACUAUUUAUUUUCAAGUAUUUAUUUGUGAUAUGUGAUGUAAUUUA